Molecule: messenger RNA, 800 nt
Organism: Rhizopus microsporus ATCC 52813
Lineage: Eukaryota; Fungi; Mucoromycota; Mucoromycetes; Mucorales; Rhizopodaceae
Exons: 4
Coding region: 1-717 (238 amino acids)
Source: RefSeq, a predicted model, not a curated record
AUGAAUUCAGAGAAAGAGGCUGUUAAAGCUUUUGGUGUGAAGUGCAGCUUUCCAUUUGUUAUUUACAAAUUGAAUCAAAAGUUCAUUCACUUGAAAACAUCCACCUCUUCAGAGACUUGCACAACACCAGACAACAUUAUUUUAAGCCAAAGGAAUCGGAAUCCAGUGAAGAUCUACAUUGUCAAGGUCAGAGCUAAUUCCAACAAUGUCGUUGCCAUAGGUUUUUUUUUUUCAGAAUUUGAGGCACUUGUGGAAGCUCGUAACAUUCAUCUACUUAUCCAUGGUCUCUUAUCAUGUAAAAUGCCAACGACAAUCGCUCACUGCUCGAAUACUGUACCUGAUGAAAGACCUGGCAACGACAGCCGUCCGGAUUACAAAGUAGAUAUUUAUAUACCAGACUAUGGAUACAAUUACACAAACGUGUAUGGUGAAAUGAAGCCAACCGUCAACAUGUUAUAUAAAUUUACCGAAUUGGCUUGCAUUCAGAUACCCACAAAGAAAUCGGACCUUUUGAACUUCAUUGGACAUUUGAACAAGUUGGCUUUUAUCCUCUCUGUCCAUAAAAAUGAUUGUGUACCAUUGGAAUCGAAUCUGGGUGGCCAUCCACAGGACUUGUAUGGUGUUCAAUCAGUUGAGAACAAUGCAGCUGCUCCAGGACCUUCGGAAUACCUAAACGAACCUGUGUUUAAUCCUACUCAGGUCGACGAGUAUGAUUAGAUCUGCGUCGAGAAAGAAAGGUGGUAUAAUACCUUUGCAAAAAGUUGAGCAGACGAACGCCCCUAUUAGUCUAUGUAUGUAUC